Molecule: messenger RNA, 1269 nt
Organism: Xyrichtys novacula (pearly razorfish)
Lineage: Eukaryota; Metazoa; Chordata; Actinopteri; Labriformes; Labridae
Source: the annotation of a GenBank genome assembly
AUGCCUUCAGAGGCUCUUAAACACCCGCUGAGGCAACCAGCAAGGACUGUUCUGGCUGCAACACCCCCACGCCUUCGUCCAAAGGGUCCAGUGGGUCCAGACUUCUACCGGCAGUUCCCGACAGCAGCAGGCAGACCGAAGCAGAGCGCAGUAGAGCGGCUGGAAGCAGACAAAGCCAAAUAUGUGAAGAGUCAGGUUGCUCUUUCCAAACAGCAGCCUGUGAAGCCUCCAGAAGUCCAGAAACCUCUGCUGAACCCGGGGACAGCUCUUAGACCCACCAGGAAGACCUCAACCCCAACCAAAGCAAAGCAGGAGGAAGUCCAGCUCGACCUGAAGCAUCUGAGUAACCUCAUCAGUGGUGUGAACGAUGGACCCCAACCCAGUGUGAAGACAGAGGUCAGACCUGAUGGUGCAGAGAGUUCUCCCCAACAGACACCGACAGGGACGCCACAGAAAAAGGAGAGACCGUGUCCCCCUCCUCGUCCCCCUCCUCGUCCUGAUUGGUCCAGUCCAGCUAAAGUGAGGCUAAAAGCUUCUGGUCCUGCAAGAGUAGACAUUCCUAGUUCUCAGGGGUCUCCAGCUGCAGGGACGGUACGCAGAGUGGACGUCAUGCCUCAGGCCGGACCUUCAAGGACCCCCUGUAGACCGCCUCAGUUCAUCCGUCAGCCCCUCCAGCCUUUACACUCCCAGUUCCCGCUCCGCCCGGCUGUCUCAAACCUGCGCCUCUUCCACACCCGAACAACAACAGCAACAAGUCCUCUGAAACCUGUCGUGGCUGUACCCUCUAAACCUGAAAACCCCACCUCCCCUACAGAGGGAACCCCAGCCCCUGCUCCUCCUCUCCUGAGCCCGCCUCUUUUCCCUCCUUCCUCUCCUGCGAUCGCUCGUUUGUCCCCCUCCAGCCCCAGAAAGCGCCCCUCUCUAACCCGCUCCAAAUCGGACAUGAGCGACAGGUUCUCCCGCGCCGGCACAGAGCUGGAGCGCUUCUUCAACCUGUGUGGUCUGGACCCGGCGGACCUGCAGGAGCUGACCACAUCGAGCUCUGACAUCGUGUCUCUCGCUCGUUUCCGCAGCGUGAGCGCUCCGGGGUCAGAGGUUGCGGGCUCAGGCAGGGAGGAGGAAGACGACGAGGAGGAAGCGGACGCUGGGAACGCCGCUGGUCGUGCUCCGUACGGAGUUUCAGUCAUUGAGAGAAACGCUCGAGUGAUUAAAUGGCUGUACGGACUCCGUCAUGCAAAGGACAGUGCGAAUAAAAGCACAGAUUUAUAG